AUGAGGCCCCGGGCGCCGCUCCUGCGGCUGCUGCUGGCGGUCUCCGCGGCCGCCGCGGCGAUGGUCAACGAGCCCGGGACGGCGUUGUCCCCUACCACGGGGGGCGCCACCCUGGCCAUCGUCUUCGACGUCACCGGCUCCAUGUGGGACGACCUGAUGCAGGUGUUGGACGGCGCCUCGCGCAUUCUGGAGCGCAGCCUGAGUCGCGGCAGCCGGGUCAUCGCCAACUACGCGCUGGUGCCCUUCCACGACCCAGAUAUUGGCCCGGUGACCCUCACGUCGGACCCAGCGGUGUUUCAGAGGGAGCUGAGAGAGCUCUAUGUGCAGGGAGGCGGGGACUGCCCAGAGAUGAGCUUGGGGGCCAUCAAGGCUGCCGUGGAGGUGGCCAACCCCGGCUCCUUCAUCUACGUCUUCUCGGACGCCCGUGCCAAGGACUACCACAAGAAGGACGAGGUGCUGCGGCUCCUGCAGCUCAAACAGUCGCAGGUUGUCUUCGUGCUGACGGGGGACUGUGGUGACCGCACCCACCCUGGCUACCUGGCCUACGAGGAGAUCGCUGCCGCCAGCUCCGGGCAGGUGUUCCACCUGGAUAAGCAGCAGGUGACCGAGGUGAGCCUGCCCCGACAUCCCCAUGUCCCUGGGCGGCUCUGCCCGUCGGCUGGCUUCCAGGAGCAGUGCUGA
This is a messenger RNA of Odocoileus virginianus texanus, 681 nucleotides long. Lineage: Eukaryota; Metazoa; Chordata; Mammalia; Artiodactyla; Cervidae. The record is from RefSeq and is a predicted model, not a curated record.